Molecule: messenger RNA, 710 nt
Organism: Glossina fuscipes
Lineage: Eukaryota; Metazoa; Arthropoda; Insecta; Diptera; Glossinidae
Gene: robl
Product: dynein light chain roadblock-type 2
Exons: 3
Coding region: 150-443 (97 amino acids)
Biological process (GO): microtubule-based movement
Cellular component (GO): cytoplasmic dynein complex; cytoplasm; centrosome
Molecular function (GO): dynein intermediate chain binding
Source: RefSeq, a predicted model, not a curated record
UUUGACAACUAUGUGUAAUUUAGUAAACAAUUCCGAUGUUGUUUGAUCGAUGAAGAAGAAAUUUGUAAAGUUUGUCAUUCAACCUUCAAACGAGAAAAAAUAAUUUUAUUUUUUCAUUGCAAUUAAAAAGAAGUAUUUAUCUUUUCAUUAUGUCGCAAGAAGUCGAGGAAACUUUAAAGCGCAUACAAUCUCAUAAAGGCGUUGUCGGGACUAUCGUGGUCAACAAUGAAGGCAUUCCAGUUAAAUCUACCCUAGAUAAUACCACCACAGUUCAAUAUGCUGGUCUAAUGAGUCAAUUGGCCGAUAAAGCACGCAGUGUGGUACGAGAUUUAGAUCCAUCUAACGAUUUGACAUUUUUACGAGUACGCUCGAAGAAACAUGAGAUUAUGGUGGCACCUGACAGAGAUUUUAUUUUGAUUGUUAUACAAAACCCAACCGACUAAUUUCUCUUAGAUCAUCCUCUUAUUGUUUUUUGAUAUAUAUUUUAAUUCUACUAGUCGGUGAGAUUUAAAAGAACAAUUCAACCACUUCAAAACUUUAAAAUAAAUUAUGUUUUAUCUCGCUUUAUGAUUCCUCCCUAAAGAGAAGAGAAUUAAAUUAGAAAUCGAACCAUGUAAUUGGAAAAUCAUUAAUAAUGACUUAAAAUUAGAAAAAUUGUCUUAUUUUGGAAUUUUUACUUUGUCACGUUUUCUAUAUGUGUGUAGCGUCGC